Molecule: messenger RNA, 519 nt
Organism: Truncatella angustata
Lineage: Eukaryota; Fungi; Ascomycota; Sordariomycetes; Amphisphaeriales; Sporocadaceae
Exons: 2
Coding region: 166-519 (117 amino acids)
Source: RefSeq, a predicted model, not a curated record
CUUUAAAUGGCUAAAGCCAUUCACUCCUAUUUGAACCCUCUGCUUUGACUUAUCACUUUACAGAUUCUCUUACCAAGCACACAACUGUUCCUCACGACCAAACAAUCUCCUACACUCAGCAUUAACAAACGUCGACUGUUUGUAUCCCGAACAUAGAAACCCAAGAUGUUCGUUUUAUCAAUUGUCCUCAUGCUUAUCGCCGCGGCUCUGCCCACACUGGCCGGCACGUCCUUCUACGGUCCGGAGGUCCCUUGCAAGCAGUGGAUGACUCACGGGGACUUCUUUAUCGCCAACUGUCCCGGCCCUUCAACUACAGCCAUGACUGUGCUUGAUCUCAAUCUCUGCUACGCAUCUAUCGACGGCCACAUCGCCGCCCAAGACAACGGCCACUUCGUCACCAACACCAACUGCACCUUCCUGCCGGUCAAGAACGGACAGAAUUACAUGACCGUCAAUUGCCCAACUGCCAAUCCAAAGGUCAACAUCACGAAUCUGAUCAUCCUGGGUAAGUGUACCUGA